UGAAGAGACUUUCAUAAAGUCUUCCAUCUUUCCACUUAAAGGAGCUCCAGUGUUAAACCUUCAUUUCAAAUUUGAUCUGAGACGAAGAAAUUUCACAAGUAGAGAGACACAAUCUCACAAUCCAAAUGGGAAUUGCAACAUCUAUGGGGCUCCUCAAGUUUGCUCUUCUCGGCGUCGAUCUUCUUGGCUGGCCUGUUAUUGCUCUGGGCUUUCCCCUGUUUGCUUCAAUCAGGGCAGUUGAGAGUGGUUCUAGAUAUCACAUGAGGAAGUUGGUCAUAUAUUGGACCCUUUUCUCAUUGUUUUCUCUCUUUGAGUUUGCUUUUGAGAAAAUCAUAGAUUGGAUACCUUUCUGGUCUGGUGUAAGACUCAUAGUUAGCUUCUCGUUAGUGAUGCCUCAGUUUGAGGGUGCAUGCCUUGCCUACCAAGGCCUUGUACGUUCAGUUAUUGACAGAUUCGGCAUGCUAAAGGAGGGGAGGCUUUGUAAGAGAGAAAACUUUUGGGAUGUAGUAGAGAAAUACAUCAACGAAAAUGGACCAGAAGCUCUGGAAAAGCUUAUUGCACUGGAGAUGACACGACCAGAAGCAAGAGUGGAAAAUAGACACCCUGAGACUCCUCCCCGCAAGAAAUCUCAGCAAGAAUGGACCUGUCAUUUAUGUAAGGUUACUAACAUGGGUGAGUCAACGUUGAAUGCUCAUCUUCAAGGCAGCCAGCACAAGUCCAAGCUUAUGUCCCUGAAAGCAAGCUUGCUUGAUGAAAAAGAUACAGGACCCUCAUUUUCGCGGCAGGUGCAACACGCACAUUCAUUUUCUGCUGCUUGGGAUCUGAAGGGAACAUAUGCAGCUGCUGAGUUUAAAGAGAGAAUGACACCAAAAGAACCAGAGAACCCUCUCCUCAAGAAAGCUCAGCAAGAAUGGACCUGUGAUUUAUGUAAGGUUACUACCGCGAGUAAGUCAAUGUUGAAUGCUCAUCUUCAAGGAAGCAAGCACAAGUCCAAGCUUGAGUCUCCUAAAGGAAGUUUACUUGAUGCAAAAGAUACGGGACCCUCACCUUUGGUGCAGCACACACAGUCAGUUUCUGCUGCUUGCGAUCUGAACGGAACAUGUGCAGCUGCUGAGUUUAAAGAGGUAAUGCCACCAACAGAAACUGCAGAAAAGUGGCGCAUAGAGACACCUCUCCUCAAGAAAGCUCAGCCAGAAUGGACCUGUGAUCUAUGCAAGGUGACAACCAUGAGUGAGAUAACGUUAAGUGGUCAUCUUCAAGGGAGAAGACACAAGGCCAAGCUUGAUACCAUCCUGAAAGAAAGCUUGCUUGAUGCAAAAGAUACAGGGCCCUGCUCACCAUUGCAGGUGCAGCAUGCGCAGUCAGUUUCUGCUGCUUGGGAUCUGAACGGAACAUAUGCACCUUUUGAGGAUAAAGAGAUAUCGCUGGCACAAGAAACUGCAGAAAAGAGACUCCCAGAAACCCCUCUCUUCAAGAAAGCUCAGCAAGAAUGGACCGGUGAUCUAUGCAAGGUUACUACCGAGAGUGAUUCAACAUUGAAUGAUCAUCUUCAAGGGAGCAACCACAAGUCUAAGCUUGAGACAAACCCUGAAGCAAACUUGCUUGAUGCAAAGGAUACAGGACCUUCACCUCCGGUGCAGCACGCGCAGUCAGUUUCUGCUGCUUGCAAUCUGAAUGGAACACCUGAUGCUGCUGAGGUUAAAGAGGUAAUGCCGCCAAAAGAAACUGCAGACAAGUGGCAAUCAGAGAUCCCUCUCCUUAAGAAAGCUCAGCCAGAAUGGACCUGUGAUCUAUGCGAGGUGACAACCAUGAGUGAGAUAACAUUAAAUGGUCAUCUUCAAGGGAGAGAGCACAAGGCCAAGCUUGAGACCAUCCUGAAAAAAAGCUUGUUUGAUGCAAAAGAUGCAGGACCCUCCACAGCUUUGCAGGUGCAGCAUGCGCAGUCAGUUUCUGCUGCUUGGGAUCUGAACGGAACAUAUGCACCUUUUGAGGAUAAAGAGAUAUCGCUGGCACAAGAAACUGCAGAAAAGAGACUCCCAGAAACCCCUCUCUUCAAGAAAGCUCAGCAAGAAUGGACCGGUGAUCUAUGCAAGGUUACUACCGAGAGUGAUUCAACAUUGAAUGAUCAUCUUCAAGGGAGCAACCACAAGUCUAAGCUUGAGACAAACCCUGAAGCAAACUUGCUUGAUGCAAAGGAUACAGGACCUUCACCUCCGGUGCAGCACGCGCAGUCAGUUUCUGCUGCUUGCAAUCUGAAUGGAACACCUGAUGCUGCUGAGGUUAAAGAGGUAAUGCCGCCAAAAGAAACUGCAGACAAGUGGCAAUCAGAGAUCCCUCUCCUUAAGAAAGCUCAGCCAGAAUGGACCUGUGAUCUAUGCGAGGUGACAACCAUGAGUGAGAUAACAUUAAAUGGUCAUCUUCAAGGGAGAGAGCACAAGGCCAAGCUUGAGACCAUCCUGAAAAAAAGCUUGUUUGAUGCAAAAGAUGCAGGACCCUCCACAGCUUUGGUGCAGCAAGCGCAGCCAGUUUCUGCUGCUUGGGAUCUGAAUGGAACAUUUGAAGCUGCUGAGGAUAAAGAGAUAAUGACACCAAAAGAAACUGCAAAAAGGAGACUCCCAGAAACCCCACUCCUCAAGAAAGCUCAGCAAGAAUGCACUGGUGAUCUAUGCAAGGUUACUACCGAGUGUGAGUCAGCGUUGAAUGAUCAUCUUCAAGGGAGCUACCACAAGUCCAAUCUUGAGACAACCCUGGAAGCAAGCUUGCUUGACGAAAAAGAUACAGGACCUUCACCUCCGGUAGUGCCACACACGCAAUCAGUUUCUGCUGCUUGGGCCCUGAAGGGAAUGUAUGCAGCUGCUGAGGUUGAAGAAAUGAUGCCCCCAAAAGCAACUGCAGAGACCCCUCUCCGCAAGAAAGCUCAGCCAGAAUGGACCUGUGAUCUAUGCAAGGUGACAACCCCGUGUGAAAUAACGUUAAAUGGUCAUCUUAAAGGGCGCAAACACAAGGCCAAGCUUGAGUCCAUCCUGAAAGAAAGCUUGAUUGAUGCAAAAGUAACAGGACCCUCCUCACCUUUGGUGCAGCAUGCGCAGUCAGUUUCUGCUGCUUGGGAUCUGAACGGAACAUAUGCAGCUUUUGAGGAUAAAGAGAUAUCGCCACCACAAGAAACUGCAGAAAAGAGUCUCCCAGAAACCCCUAGCCUCAAGAAAGCUCAGCAAGAAUGGACCGGUGAUCUAUGCGAGGUUGCUACCGAGAGUGAGUCAACAUUGAAUGACUAUCUUCAAGGGAGCAACCACAAGUCCAAGCUUGAGACAAUCCUGGAAGCAAGCUUGCUUGACGCAAAGGAUACUGGACCUUCACCUUCGGUGAAGCACGCGCAGUCAGUUUCUGCUGAGGUUAGAGAGAUAAUUCCACCAAAAGAAACUGCAGAAAAGAGAGGACCGGAGACCCCUCUCCUAAAAAAAACUCAGCGAGAAUGGACUUGUGAUCUAUGCAAGGUGACAACCACGAGUAAGAUAACGUUAAAUGCUCAUCUUCAGGGGGGCAAACACAAGGCCAAGCUUGACGCCAACCUGAAAGAUAGCUUGAAUGAACUUGAAAAGCUUAAUGCAAGCAAGACUGGACAUGUAGAGUGCAGCAAUUCUCAUAGAGAUGUCAAAGUUAUAGAAUCAAAUGCGAAAAAUGGUUCAUCGACAUCACAAGAGGUGCAGUAUGCUCAAUCAAAUGAGAUUCCCAAAAGAACAUAUGCCAAUGCUGAGGUUAAAGAGACAAUGCCACCACCAGAAGCAAGACGCGCAGAAACUCCUCCCCUCAAGAAAGAAUGGCGUUGUGGUUUAUGUAGGGUGAAAGUCACGUGUGAGAAAAAUUUGAAUGAUCAUCUUCAGGGAAGCAAACACAAAUCCGAGCUAGAAUCAGUAAAACAAUGGAAAGAGUGGAGCUGUGGUUUAUGUAGUGUGAAAGUCACGUGUGAGAAAAAUUUGAAUGAUCAUCUUCUGGGAAGCAAACACAAGUCCAAGAUAGAAUCGCUAAAACAAUGGAAGGGAAAGCUGGUUGUUUUAGAGGUUAAUGGGGAGUGUAAACACGUGUGCAUUAUAUGUAAUACGAAGCUGCAUAGCGACGUUGAUUUGGCCUCUCAUGUCAAAGGGAAACUACAUGCCUCCAACAUCGCUGAAAUGGAGAAACUUAAAAUGUAGGCUUCAGCAGGUCAGUAUCAGUAAAUGUUCUUCGAAAAAAUUGUAUAUGCAUUAUUCGAUGCAAUGUGAUGACAGAUUGGCUGUGAGGAUUAUAGGAUCUAGGGUUCUAUGUCUCCUGUUAUCACUUGAAAUAUUUGAAUGAAGGUGGUGAUGUGCUGAAUGGGGUUGGAUUGAUUUGGAAUAUGUGGAAUGAAAUGUUUUGAAUCAAAGCAUGCAGUUAUUCGCUUCA
Messenger RNA from Salvia miltiorrhiza (redroot sage), 4419 nucleotides. RefSeq lists its product as uncharacterized. Gene Ontology annotation, molecular function: zinc ion binding; nucleic acid binding. The transcript has 17 exons. The coding region runs from base 126 to 4190 and encodes 1354 amino acids. The record is from RefSeq and is a predicted model, not a curated record. NCBI's taxonomy places the organism in Eukaryota, Viridiplantae, Streptophyta, Magnoliopsida, Lamiales, Lamiaceae.